This is a messenger RNA of Acanthaster planci (crown-of-thorns starfish), 4140 nucleotides long. RefSeq lists its product as uncharacterized. Gene Ontology annotation, cellular component: SCF ubiquitin ligase complex. The record is from RefSeq and is a predicted model, not a curated record. Gene Ontology annotation, biological process: SCF-dependent proteasomal ubiquitin-dependent protein catabolic process. Lineage: Eukaryota; Metazoa; Echinodermata; Asteroidea; Valvatida; Acanthasteridae. Gene Ontology annotation, molecular function: protein binding.
AGCCUGAACGGAGCCGUUGUCACUUCAAAUGGACGGUUGAAACCUGGACGGAAGAUAGAUGAGGGCGGGCUGCAUAUAUGCAUGUUCGAUCAUGGAGGUAGAAUUCGAUCAUGCUUUGUCGGUGCCGCAAGACGAACAUCAUGAUGUAGGCUUAGUUGGUUAUUUCUUGGCUUCAUUCCAGUACUUCGUGCGUUUGCAGAAUCAGCAUACCCAAUUCUGAAGUUUUCAGUUUGCAACCGACAACAAUUAAAAUCCUCUAGACACCUUUAGAAUCCCAGAAGAGUCAAUAUCAAUGUGAAGAUACCAACCUGAGCUUCUGGAAGGAGAAGAUCAGAAGAACAACUGACUCCCCCCCCAAAUCCAGGAUGGGAAAGGUCCACCUGAUGUCAGCAUGAUACAUGUAACACCCCAACAUGUCAGUUCACACAGCUUAAGCAUUGCCCAAGCGGACAGUAAAGUAACACUGAGACAAACCACAGAGGCUGCAGAUGAAAAUCUGAACCACCUUUUGGAAUCUACUUCUAAACCAGGGGACAUCCCUUCAGUGCAAGAUGAUCAUCUCGAACAAGUUCCUGUCUGUGACAAGUGUCACCAAGAAGAAUCAAAGGGUGCUGUUGGCUCACCUGAAAGACAGGAGGACAACCUCAGGACUUUCCAAGAUGCUUCUGAAAGAAUUGAAGUGGCAUCAGGCAAUUCUCUUUCCAAAGACGAAGAGAGUUUUAGUUCCAAGGAGACCAAGGUAGCAUGGGAAAUCUUUGGGGACCAAAGCAGUGAAGGAAACACGCCUUCCCGCAAAGCCGACAAUUGUGUGAACUCCAGUCCUGCACAAGGUACUGAUAGUUUCGGUGCAAGUGAUAUAGAAGUAGUAAAUGGUGAAAAAUGUCUGACAACUCAAGCCACAGAUUUAGAUUCAGAUGUUCAAAGUUCUGCUGUCAGCUGCCAAGAAUUCUUGGACCAUUCAGAGAUAUCCCUACCAAUCCCAGAUCCCAGUCCCAAUGGGAACAACGAUCAAACGUGUGCCACCCAGGAGCCUUUCGCAUUCUUUGACGAACUGCCCCGUGAGCUGUUCUUCAAGAUCCUCAGUUACUUCACCGCCGGAGAGCUUUGCCUGACCGUGGCUCCGGUUUGCAGGGACUGGUAUGAUUGCUCCAGGAGCCCUGUGCUGUGGACAUGCCUGGAUCUGUCGGACCACCGGGACGUCAGCCACAAGCAGCUGUGCGCCGUGCUGGGGAGGGCUUCGCUCCUGAAGUCACUCAGCCUGCGGGGGAGGGAGGAGCUGUCCCUCGGGGAGAUGCAGGCCCUGGCCAGUUGCCCCCUCCUGACCGAUCUCAACCUGGGCUUCUGUGACAACGUCAACGGGAGGGUCCUGGAUGAGAUCAUCAGAUGCUGUCUGCACCUCGAGGUUAUUAACAUGGAAGGCUGUGAGCGGAUUGACGAUGACGUAGCGAGCCAGUUUCCCUCGCUGCCUCACCUAAAGGCCCUCAACCUGUCUCACUGCACAAAGAUGACAGAUGAUGGUGUGAUGGCAAUCAGCAAGGGCUGUCGGCUGUUAGAGGAACUGAACGUCGAUGGCAUACCGUGGAUUACCGACAGAGCUGUUGAUGUUUUGGCCUCACAGCGUGCUCAGACCCUGAGGGCGAUAUACCUGGAUGGAGCUGAGCUGACUGAUGUGUCCAUCAGAUCUCUGAUGGGCUGCCCGCUCCUGCACACGCUCAGUCUAUCCUUCUGUGAGCAGUUGACAGACAAGGCUCUGAGUAUGUUAGAGAUGCUGGACCAUCUUAGCCACCUGAGGCUAAAGCGUGGAGUGGAGUUUAGCGAGGAAGCCUUGCACCGUUUCUUUGAAUGUGGCAGAGUGGACCAGCUGACCAUCCUAGAUCUAUCUGAAUGUUCAGAGUUGAUGGACAAGGGAGUCACCAGCAUUGCUCGCCGGUGUCGUCAAUUGAGGAGGCUGGCCCUGUGUUGGUGUUGGAAUAUCUCAGAUGCCGGCAUUAAAGAAAUCGUUGACAACUGUAGUCAGCUGAGACAUUUGGACAUUGUUGGGCUGGACAAGGUCAAAGGUCAGUGCUUGAGCAGGAUUCCGGAAUCCCUGCCGCAACUGACAUUCCUAGACUUGCGGCAGUGCAAUUUGAUAAAUGACAACAUGCUCAUCGACUUAGUGAAGGUCCGGCCACAUUUGCUUAUUUUCAACUACUAUGGAGAACAUGUAACCCGCGACAUGAUCCCAUGACUUCAUGAUGCCUGAAGACGGGACUCUAGAUUUCCACCUUCCUCAUGUACAGUGUAGGUUAAACUGCUGACGUUCCCAGUUUGUAAUUAAAAGUUUCAUUCGUAACCACUUGACAUGGAUGACAUGUAAACAUGCAGAGAUUUCUGUGCCUGUAGCAUGGAGGAUGUUUAAACAUACUGUGGUGAAUUCUGCAUGCAGUACCAGGUGAUGUCUGCACUGCUCUCCACACCCAAGUGAUUCACCGUGAAUUUAAACACAGGGAUUUUCUACUCCUGUUGCAUGGAGGAUGUUUAGACACACUGUGGUGAAUUCUGCGUGCAGUACCAGGGGAUGUCUGUACUUCUUCCCACACCUGAGCGAUUCACAGUGAAUUUAAACACAGGGAUUUUCUGCUCCUGUUGCAUGGAGGAUGUUUAAACACACUGUGGUGAAUUCUGCAUGCAGUACCAGGUGAUGUCUGCACUCCUCUCCACACCCAAGUGAUUCACAGUGAAUUUGUACCUAGACAAACCUAUACAAACAGACUUGAAUAAGUCUGUGGAUUAAGUAAACUACAGUGUAGAUAGGUUUUCCGUAGCACCAUGGAUAUAGCUCUCUCCUUUUUUUUUUUUGAAUCUCCUGACGACGGGGAGAGCAUGUACUGUCCAAAACGUUGAGUACCUCUGGUUAUUUUCAGAACCCCACAUACUCAAAAAAGACAUACAUAUAUCCAUGGUUUUACCGCAAACCUAUCUAGUUUACUUGCUACCUCCCCCACGAAAAACUUCAAAUCUCAAGUCUGUGGACGUUGAGCAUACGUGGUGUCCUCAAAUGGUCCAGCAGCCACCGCCGGGCACAGCAUAGUCUGGCAUUUUCACAGAAGAGACAAUGUGAUGAGAAGUGUAGUGUAAAUGUUGACCAAGUGACCACCAAGGGCCAGUAUUUCCAACUUGAAAAAGGCUGUGGUUGUGGUAUCAGAAAGUCCCUAUGCUGAGCUGAAUAUGAUAUCACACCUCAGACAAACUCACUGUGGAAUAAUAGCUUUGGCAGGCUGUUAAAUUAUUCUUAGAACCUUUGUGCAAUAUGUGACCAAAAUACACUGUAUGACGAUCAAAGUCUGAAAUAUAGUGGAGGAUUGCUAGAGCCUCAUCUUCAGCCUAAAGAUGUCAAAGUGGAUUACUUUUUAAAGGGCAGGCCGCAACGGUGGAAGCGUUGUAUGUUGGCAAUUUUUGUUGUUUUACUGCGCAUUCACAAGGGCAGUGUUUGUAAACAUUGUGCAACGUUUGCAUCAUUUUUUAGGAACAGAUUGCAUUGCCACAGUCAAGCACAUCACAAGCCAUCACAGGUUUGUCAGAAUUCUCUCGCAGGCUGCCAAGUCUCAAGUUGCAAGCUGGUCUGUGGAGUCACGGCAGAGCCAUUUCGUUCUUACUAUUUAUUCUCCCUAUUUUGGCCAGUUCCACGACGUGAAUUGUGACAGACAAUAGACCCGAAUGGACCAAGCCACAACUCUUUCAGAUUUCACCAGAGCUGUUUGCAAUUGUCAUUUCAAAUUCAUCAACCAGAAACUUUUAACAACGAUAUCUGUUUACAGAAGAUGAACUGUCCAGAUGGGGACACGGUAAUGGGAAGAAAUUCAAGAAGGAACGGAACCAAAAGAAUUGGCGCAAAGAAACAGUAAACCAAAGAAACAAAAGGGUGAUGCGAAAGGGAAUGCAGUGGUAUGUUUAACAACAAACACGGGCUGAAAUCAUUCUGUGCCAAUUACUGGCUCCUCUCAGUUACAUUAUCAUAUCCAAAGCCCUUACAUGUUCAAGAAUAACAAGUCACCCAAAAUACAUGUAAUGCUCAAGUACACAAACAUCGACCUUCCCAGAAUGUGUCGUUACUGUGGUUUAUGUCAGUUUUUUGUAAUAAAAGUGUGAAGAAGUUCUCCA